Messenger RNA from Pecten maximus, 3661 nucleotides. RefSeq lists its product as uncharacterized. The transcript is spliced from 3 exons. The record is from RefSeq and is a predicted model, not a curated record. Bases 507 to 2216 code for a protein of 569 amino acids. NCBI's taxonomy places the organism in Eukaryota, Metazoa, Mollusca, Bivalvia, Pectinida, Pectinidae.
GCUAUUUAUCAACACAUGAAAUAAAAAAGAGGUCCGUACAUGUACAUAUUCAAUUGGCAGAUGUAUAGUGGCUGGGAGCAGAAAAAAAAUCUGUUCUAUCGAUUGAUGAAACGUCACAUACCGGUAAAAUGUCGAUGUAGCAGACGAAAUACGCCAUACGGCUCCCAGGUUGUGACAGUAAAACCCGUUAACGCAUGUGAAGCAGGCAAAACUGAUCACUCUACUUCUAUCCGGGAUUCCGUGUCGAUGUAGACCCCGGCUGUGAUGCAUGCCCCGACAGCGAGGAUCGGACGACGGAUCAAGAUGACGUUCCGAUGAGAGAUAAAAACAGGAUUGCAGAUUCCAUCGAAAAACACGUGGAAUGAAAACACUGUAUUCAACCGAAAUGUUUCAUGCGAUACUAACUGAGUCUUUGUCAGUGUUCAUUGAAAAGCAGUACACAAAAUCUUUAAAAACCGAUAUCAUAAUAAAUGUGAUUUAGUAUGGUAUCGUGAUAAAUCACCAAAAUGAAAAUGAGGCCGAGUAGAUUAAGAUGGCGUCGUUUUUUCUUCCUUUCGAUUGGUUUGUUUCUACUGAGCGUUUUCAUGUUCUACCAAUCGUUAUCGAUCGAGAAUGUCACGUGCUUGGACCGGUUUGUCUCGCCUCGGGUAUCGCAGAGCAUCCAAGAUAAAAUCCAUACCGGAGCAGGAAGUAAGAAUACGGCUAAAUUAUUUCAAAAAAUUGUUGAUAGCAAAUUAAUUUCGAGUUUUUCAGCGGACAUGGAAGGAAAUAUCAUCCCGAACAGCAUCCAUUUUGUUUGGUGCCAUAAUCGCAGUCUACAUUUUGAGAAUUAUUUGAGUAUUUUAAGUGCCUGGAAAGUUAUGCAACCCGAUAUCAUUGAAUUGCAUACAAAGUACAAUAUUCAUGGCGGCCAAGAUAAGUACAAUUACUGGUUUGAAGAUCUAAAGAGAACUAUACCAGGGUUCGUUGUCAAGGUCAUGCCAAACUACAACAACGACCCGGCCUGUGGGGUGUGGUACGGAAUUGAUGUCCUCAUGGACCGCGGAGGUAUGUAUUUUAGUGAAAAUCUAUUUCUGAUGCAAUCUUUAAGAAAACUACGGCGAGAAGACUCAGCAGUUGGUGUAACCGGUGGAGACUGGAAAGUCAGUUACGCGAUUUCUGUUCAUCAUAACAGACGCGCGUUAGUGACCUUAAAACAGUUGCUAACUUUAAAAAAUACCGAGGAUUCGGAUGUUGCACUUCCAGGAAAUUAUUCUCAGUGUGAACAAAUAGGAAACGAUUUUGAAAUUUUAUACGAAAACACGACGUGCAUUGAGAUGCCAGCUUUACUUCCUAAGGAUAUAAUGCAUUCAAACACCUCAUUUGCAUAUAAUGUUAGAUUGAUUCUCUAUGGAGAUUCCGCUAUUGUUGCUCCGAAGGCGAAACUGCCAGGUUUUAUCCCAAAAAUAAUUCAUCUCGUGUGGUUUAACAGAAAAACCAUGGACUUCAUGAUGUAUCUUAGCUUACGGAGUGCUCUUACCUUUUUAAAACCAGAUAAAGUUUAUAUCCACGGUGAUAUGUUACUUGAAGGUGAAUACAUGGAAAAGUUCAAAAAGGAUCCCAGGAUAGUUAUGGUGUAUAGGGAAAUACCGCGAUAUAUUUUUGGGAAAGAUGUGCUCUAUACACAGCACAAAAGUGAUAUCAUACGAGCUGACGUAUUGUUAAAAUAUGGCGGGAUAUACAUGGAUUGGGACGUUCUAUGGCUUCGUCCUAUCGACGAUUUGAUACAGACCGGAUAUGACGCAAUAGUCAAUUUUGAUCACAUGCCAUGGCCUGAUUUUCCGGAUGCUUUUAAUUUGGGAGUUCUUCUGGCAAAGCCGGGGUCAGAGUUCAUUCAAAGAUGGCAGGCAGCCUUAGUAGAUUACAGAUCGUGGGAUUUCUUUUACAAUGCGAUCUUGUUGCCUUAUAAGGUGUAUGAACGACAUCCACACAGCGUUCACAUAGAAAAACAUUUACAAGUUAUGUGUUAUCAGCUCAAGUGUCAUCCCACAUUCCAUCCCGGAUACAAGAACUACAACCGUGAACAAGAUUUUAAUUGGAAGAUGGACACGUACUCCGUCCACUUCACGUUCCCUGACCCACCCGCCUUAACUAAUGCCACCACACUAGGUAGAGCGAAAGGCAUGUUCGCUGAUAUUGGCCGAUAUAUCCUGGAACAACCUUACGAGUUUGAUUAAAACAGUGCUGUUCAAUUAAUCAUGUACAAUGGAAUCUCGUUGACCAGUUUUUCAUAUUACAGAGGUAAUCUGGAUUUUUAUCAGGAUUUUUAGGAGUUACUUGAUAAACGAGUUUCGGUUACGGUUUGAAUUGAGCGUAUGAGUUAAUCAUAAGUUGGUAAAAAGUGAAACAUGUAAUUCUAAUCGAUUCCCAAAAACCCAGACUCAUCAAUCUUAUAAUCAAAACAAAUUUAGGUAAUGAUUAAUUAAAGAAAUGUAUAUUUAGACAUGUGUUCCAUUGAUUUUAACUGUUACACAAUUGUUGAUUAGGUAGAGGCAAGAUUUCUGAAUCAGACUCGGAGCCUUAGGGUAGAUUCCCAGUGAUAUGCAUGUAUGGUGAUAUGAAUAUUUAAAAGUACUUUAUGCGAAACAUUUUAUUUCUAAUUAUAAAGCAAUUUGUGUUUGAUAUUAUGUUCAAUAUUUGUUUUUGGCACGUUUGAAUCUAAUUUAAUUUCCCUCUCUAUUUAUCACGAUAAUACCUAUAGCCAGUUUCACUCUCUCACAAUACAAAACUUGACAUUAAAGUACUGUAGUAUAGUCCGUUCCAACAAAUUGAAAAGAAUCGUAACGUUCGAUGAUAUAUAUAUAAAAUAUGCUAUAUUCUGUUGCAAUUGAAUCUAUAACAAAAAUAAUCUUGUAUCGUGAUCAAAGCAAUAAUCACAAAAUUAUUGAAAGCGUUUUGAAAGUCCUUCUUUUGCAGACGAUACUGAGACCGGUGCCGUGAAAUGAUUUCGGAAAGGUGAUAAUUAAAUAUUCCCGCAAUCCUCAGAGAAUAGAGGGAAUAAUUUGUCUCUGAUUCUGACAGGCUGACACGGCCAGAGUGUAUUUGACGUUUUGAUUGUUUCUACUAAGAAUAAAGAAAUCCUCUAGUUACAUGGAACGGGGUGUCAUGUAGCCGAUGUAAAACAAAUAUGGCGCGAUGACAUUCCGUUCUUACGAUGUCGAUUUCAAAUUGGAAAUAUGAGUAUAAUUUACUCAAAUAUUAUGGCAGUGUGAAACUAUUUGUGUUUAAUAUCGGGUACAAACCACAAAGUACCAAAAAUACCUGUCUACAUGGAAUUCAAGCAAGAACAUUUAAGAGUCAUUGUAUUAAAACUGUUUAAUCCAUCCCCCACCCCCACCUACCCACCCCCAAACACCCCGCCGACCGCCAAACCCAGUUUUGUUACGUUACUACUUUGGGAGCUUUGUAUUCUCUAUUUGUCCAUAGUACAUGUAACUUCGACAAUUUAUAUGUUUUCCCUGACUAUAAGAAGAUUAAUCAGAUACAUUCAUAACAAUUAUAUCACGAUUUACCUUAGUUUAUUUUUAGAUGGAAUGAUUGUAUUCAGUAACGAGAAUCAAAUGUCCAAGUCAGACCAAACCUUCAAAUGUUAUAUUGAAAAUAAAUGGUUUCUCCAGUUGUA